GCGACGUAAAGUACGUCGCGCGUAUUAUCGUUGCUCGAAAAAGUUCCAAUUAAAAAAGUACGACUGUCUUGGCCGAUUUUAAACGAAGCGGCGGGAAUAUUUGACAGUUGUCAAAAUUCUCGUUUACAGCCGACGGUGUGAAAAUAUAUUUGUGAUGUGUCUAAGUUUAAAUGCGUGACAUUGUUACAUAAAUAUUUUCGAAAUAAAAGCCUGAAUAACUCGGUCAUUUACUGAGGUUUCUGCUCGUACGCACAUCGCGUAACGUCAUAAAAGUCGCCGAAGUCAGUUCGCGACCGACCGCCGGUGAAGGAGGACGUCGCGCCCGGUGGAAUUUGAUAUAUAAAUUGAAUAACAACUAAAUGGAACGGAUUUAGUGUUUGUGUGGUGUUGUGUGAUAUUGUGAUUAUUAAAUAAUUGUGAUCGACAGUCAAUAUGCAGGGCCGGGACAAGUUAUGUGCUAAGCUCACGAGCGCAUUCCUCAGAAAGUGGUGGUUCGUGCUGGCGUCAGCGGUGGUGCUGCUCCUCCUCGGCAUAAUAUGCGCGAUAUUCUUCGGUACCUGGGUCCGGAUGUUCAUUGACCAUGAGCUGGUGCUCCGCCCUGGCUCGAUGACGUUCGAGUGGUGGGCGCGACCGCCCGUGCGACCGUUCGUCCGCGUGUACGUCUACAACGUGACGAACGCUGACGAGUUCCUCAACAAUGGCUCCAAGCCGGUGCUGGACGAGUUGGGACCUUAUGUUUACUCCGAGGAGUGGGAGAAGGUGAAUAUAACGGACAACGAGAAUGGAACCUUGUCGUUCCACUACAAGCGGACGUACACCUUCAUGCCGGAACUCAGCGCCGGACCCGACGAUGACUCCGUCGUCGUGCCGAACAUACCCAUGUUGAGUGCAACCUCCCAAUCUAAAAACGCAGCACGUUUCCUCCGCCUCGCGAUGGCUUCCAUUAUGGAUAUCCUGAAGAUCAAGCCAUUCGUGGAGGUGUCGGUGGGACAACUGCUCUGGGGGUACGAGGACCCGCUCCUGAAACUAGCCAAGGACGUCGUGCCGAAGGAACAGAAGCUACCGUACGAGGAGUUCGGUCUCUUCUACGGGAAAAACGGAACGUCACCCGAUGAAGUAACCAUGUUCAGUGGCGCAUCAGACAUCACCAAGUACGGGAUCUUCGAGCGGUACAACUACAGGGAGCGCCUUCCUCACUGGACCACGGACGAGUGUAACAGCAUCGCCGGGUCCGACGGGUCCAUCUUCCCUCCACACAUCACGAGAAACGACAGCCUGGCGGUCUACGACAAGGACCUGUGCAGGCUUUUACCUCUCAGAUAUCUGAAGGACGUGGAGUCGGCGGCGGGCGUGCAGGGCUUCAGGUUCACUCCGCCCGAGGACGUGUUCGCUAACGACGAGCACAACAAGUGCUUCUGUCCCGCGGGCCCGCCGUGCGCGCCCAACGGGCUCUUCAACGUGUCCCUCUGUCAAUAUGAUUCUCCUAUAAUGCUCUCGUUCCCUCACUUCUACCUCGCCGACCCUCGCCUGCGGGACGCGGUGGAGGGCGUCUCCCCCCCGGACCCUGAAGCUCAUCGUCUCUACAUCGACGUACAACCCGAGAUGGGCACGGCGCUGCGUGCCCGCGCGCGUAUCCAGAUCAACCUGGCCGUGUCGCAAGUCGUCGACAUCAAGCAGGUCGCCAACUUCCCGGACAUCGUGUUCCCCAUUCUGUGGUUCGAGGAGGGCAUCGACGAGCUGCCGGAGUCGGUGUCGUCCAUGCUGCGCCUGGCGACGGCGCUGCCGCCCGUGGCGCGCGCGGCGCUGGGCUGGGGGCUGUCCGCGCUCGGCCUGCUGCUCAUCCUGCUGGCCGUCACCUGCCUCAUACGGUCGUCCCAUCGUCAGAGCACCCUGAGACUGGAAGGUCACGCGGUCGCCAAGCCGACUCCAGCGAAAACUCCGAGCAAAGAGAACGGAUACGAGUUGAACAAUAGAAGAUAACGUGUAGGGAACCGCGCAUCGUAUGUAUAAACUUGUGUGUAACUGUUUUGGCAACGCUACUUCUACCAUUUUAUAUAAAAAAAAACUACAACUUUCACAUACAAAUGGCACAACUUUAAGGCUACAAAACAGUUACAUACACACGUCAGUAGCAUUAAAAGUAUAGAUUUAAAAAAUAUAUCAAAUUCUAUGUAUAAAAAUAUUAUCGUUAAUUUUGAUGUGUAACGACUUUUUUUUAAUAGCACUUUAAAACUGAAUGCGAUUUAAAAUCGGCGGGAAAAAUGACAUAUUUGUUUAAUUUUAGCAUUUUUACUCGUUAAGAAACCACCUUUUAACAUAAAUAUUAUUAGCUUUUUUUUAAGUUAUCUUCCAACGAAUGUGAUAAUUCAAAUUUAAGAUUCGAACAAAUUUAUGUUUUUUUUAGUUUUAAAAUUGACAUUCGGAAAAUUAUGACUAUUUUUAAUCUGUAAAUAUUUUAUAUCUUCAAUCGGGCUUCGGGUUGCCAUUAUAAAAAAUCUCUUCGGUUUUAAGGCAGGUAGCAUAGACGUUGGGAGGGGGGCGCGCUAUCUAAGCGCUUAGAUAGACACUUGUUCAGUAUCAAAAAUAUCUCGUAAUAUAUAAAGGUCUUUUGAGAAUAGUUUUACGAAUGCGAUGAAAAAUAAUUGAUUAUUGUUUAAUUCGAUAUGCAGAGUUAAUUACGAUUUACAAUUUACCAAAAUGUAUAAUAUAAUAGUAUACAGCUACAACAAACGGCGGAAUAUUUGCUCAAAAAUCCAGCAAAUAAUUUGGUAUUCAAUUUAGAACUUUACAAUAUUUUUUUUUUUUUUUCGAGCAGUUUUGAGAGAUGUCAAAGGCUGAAGGUUGCGCGUUCCGCUCCGAGUGUCGUUUGUAAAAUAUUAACGUAUCGGUAGACUAGUCUGUAUCCGUCCUUAGGUUAAGGUGUACUUUACUUUUUUUUUUACCAAUUAACUUUUUUUAUCUUAAACCUAUCAAGGUAUGGUGUUGAAAUAUUAUUAGUCAUAUUUAAAAUGAUUUUAAUUCUUCGUUAUAUAUACAUAUUUUACAUCACGACUUUAAAGUUAUUAAAGAACUACAUAUGUUUAAAAUUUUUGUUACAAUUGUCGGUUUAAUGAUCAAACUAUUAAAUUCCGAAUUAAUUAGACGAAUAUAAAAUGAUUGACUCAUAUUACAGAAGACAUACGUUUUUUUUUAAGUUUGGUAGUUACGACGUUUUGUCGUUUAACUACUCAACUAUUCAUAUAUAUAUAUAUAUAUAUAAACAUUCUAAUUGAGACACAACGCACAGACACUUCUGUAAGAAGGACAUGAUAUUGUCUCCGCUUUGUGACUAACUUCUGAUCGGCAAACUUAAAAUGCGCAAUUAACUAAGUUAUAAAAUGGGAGCGGGUGCUUAGUGGGGUACAAGUUAUAUAUUGAUUGAUUGAUUGAAACAUAAAGUUUAAACGACUCGUUAGAGAUUAAUAAAUUCUCAGUAGAAUAGAAUUGAAAGUUUGUAGACUUACUUUUAUUUAAGGAAUUAAAACAAAGGAAAAAUAUUUCUUCACGCUACGAUGAUAAAAAACAUACAUAUAUAACAAGAAAUUCUAAUAAAUGUAUGUCCAUUCAUCGUGCUACAGUAAACGAUUAUAUUUCAUAUACUUAAAUCAUGUUUCCUUUGCCCAGCGGUGGGACAUUAAAAUGCAGCUUCCCGACUAUACAAAAAUUAAUCAUCCUAACGCCGCAUGAUUAAUUGUGACGUGAUGCAAGGCGGGAGGUUGUGACGUAAUAAGUGACUCGAUUGUGACGUGUAACUGACAUUUGACAUUUGUGCGACGGUAAACAAAAACGUCAGAAACCCGAGGACGAUAUUCCGAUCAGCGCGUCGCGUCGGUUACAGUUGAAUUAUUUUCUGAAAUAAUUCAUUGAUUUUAUUCUGAGUUUUUGUUUACACAUUGUCGUAAUACAAUGUGUGAUCAAACAUGAUGGACGAGACUGGAAGCAGAUAAAACUAAAAAAAAAAAACGUUUUGUAACAGCCAAAAUAUUUUUGGAUAAAUUCUCUAUUUGAAGGUUUAAAUCUUAUAUAAAUAUUUUUGAUUAAUUUGUAAUUAUGAUUUUAUAGAAACAUCUUUGAAGUGUUUUUCAUUUAAACAUCCUUGUUUUGUUUAGAAUUUAAUUAAAUGUACGACAAAAUAUUUUUUACGUUACAAGAGUUUUUUUUUUAAUUUAUAAUUUGAGUUUACGAUUAUAGUUUAUUGUAUUUCGGUCACCACAUGUUUAACUGGUAUUUGAUUACACUUGGGAGAUGUUUUAAAUUUUAACUAUAUUAUCAAACAAUGUAAAAAGCGAAGUUAUAAAAAUAGUAAAGAUGUAUUUGUAUUGAUUGUUUUAAUGUAAGUAGUGGCAACACCGUGGCGAUAUCUCUGAAACCGAUCAUUUGAUAGGUCGAGGUCCGAACGGCGACGAGUGUACCUUAUUUUCAUUCCUUACGAGUUCAGUAAACUCUGCUGACUGUACAAUAUAAAAAAAUAUAUAUAUCUUCUUUAUUUUUCGAUAGGUCGAAGUCAGUCAGGAACAGCUGGCGCUCUUUAAUAAUUACCUCAAAUAAUAUUUUUAUCUAUAUAUUGUCAUUUUCUUUGUGUAUCUCCGUCUCGCUCGCUCGCUCGCUGCUAGUGUUGCCACAUCACCUACAAUUUGCUCAAAUUCGGGACUAAAUGUUAACGCAUGUUUACUUUGUGAAUGUUAAAUUGUGCGUAAUGUAAAUAAAUGAAUAAAGGUGUAAGUUAUAUUA
Molecule: messenger RNA, 4770 nt
Organism: Nymphalis io (European peacock)
Lineage: Eukaryota; Metazoa; Arthropoda; Insecta; Lepidoptera; Nymphalidae
Gene: emp
Product: scavenger receptor class B member 1
Exons: 12
Coding region: 433-1980 (515 amino acids)
Cellular component (GO): cytoplasm; lysosome; membrane
Molecular function (GO): scavenger receptor activity
Source: RefSeq, a predicted model, not a curated record